Phialemonium atrogriseum is the source of this 1102-nucleotide messenger RNA. RefSeq lists its product as uncharacterized. The transcript has a single exon. Gene Ontology annotation, molecular function: oxidoreductase activity. NCBI's taxonomy places the organism in Eukaryota, Fungi, Ascomycota, Sordariomycetes, Cephalothecales, Cephalothecaceae. The coding region runs from base 167 to 967 and encodes 266 amino acids. The record is from RefSeq and is a predicted model, not a curated record.
GCUGCAUGUGGGGAAGUGAGGAGAAUGGAAAUCUGCUUCUUUGUGUCACCACGGUCCCUCCGAUCGGCACUCACUGGGUGAGUCACAUAUCAAAAACAACAUCAUUGAGGAACCUCCACCGCUUUCCCAAACCAUGAGCACGCGUGAUUAGCACAAAUCAUUCCCAAUGGCAAACACCAUACGACCCACCGUUUCUUACCUCGAGAAGCUCUUCGGCCUUACCGGGAAGACGGCAGUCGUGACAGGUGGCAGCUCCGGGAUCGGGCGGGCGAUCGCCACCGCGCUGGGCCAAGCCGGUGCCGCCGUCAUCCUCAUCGCCCGGCGCCCCGAGCCACUCAACGAGACAGUAGCCUCCCUCUCCGCCCUCGGCAUCCAAGCCUACUCCCUACCGACAGACCUCUCCGACCGCGCCGCCCUAGACAAGACCGUCUCCACCAUCCUCGCCACCCACGGCGUCCCAGACAUCCUCGUCAACGCCGCGGGCGUCAACCUCCGGCCGCCGAUGGACAGCCUGACCGCCGCCGACUGGGACGCCACGCUGGCGACCAACCUGACGGCGCCGUUCCUGCUGGGGCAGGCGUUCGGCCCGCGCAUGGCGGCGCGCGGGACCGGCGGCGGGCGCAUCAUCAACGUGGCGAGCCAGCAGGCGUUCCGGGCGUACGGCAACAGCGGGGCGUACGGGGCGUCCAAGGCCGGGCUGGUGGGGUUGACGCGGUCGCAGGCCGAGGCGUGGUCCGGGCGGGGGGUGCUGUGCAACGCCGUCGCGCCGGGGGUGGUGCGCACCGAGAUGACGGCGGGGGUGUUUGCGUCGGAGGAGACGGCGGGGAGGCAUGCCGGUAGGACUAUGAUUGGGCGGAAUGGGAGGGUGGAGGACUUUGGCGGGGUGGUGGUGUGUCUGGCGGGGUUGGCUGGGGAGGCGAUCACUGGGCAGACUAUUUUUGUUGAUGGAGGGUACUCGGCUACUUGAGGGGGGAUCCAGCGAUUAUGGAUGUGCAUGCAGCUUACACCCAAGGCAAGAUAAUUACGGUACACGUUUGAAGGUUAGGAAUCUGACGACAUCAAAGCAUUUGAAGGGCUGAUAAUUAAAAGUACUCCGCAUCAG